This is a messenger RNA of Haliotis rubra (blacklip abalone), 4233 nucleotides long. RefSeq names its product multidrug resistance-associated protein 1-like. Gene Ontology annotation, cellular component: membrane. Gene Ontology annotation, biological process: transmembrane transport. Gene Ontology annotation, molecular function: ATP hydrolysis activity; ATP binding; ABC-type transporter activity. The transcript is spliced from 26 exons. The record is from RefSeq and is a predicted model, not a curated record. Bases 1 to 4233 code for a protein of 1410 amino acids. NCBI's taxonomy places the organism in Eukaryota, Metazoa, Mollusca, Gastropoda, Lepetellida, Haliotidae.
AUGCCGUGUGGGUGGCUGUGGCUGACGUCGCCGUUCUACUUCUACUACCUCAUGAACGUCACACCGACAUCGCUGUCAUCACGAUAUAAAUAUAUAGCAAAGACGAUACUGUGUUCAUGCCUCGUCAUGCUCUCUGUCAUACGACUCAUCUACGCUGCAGACAGUUACAACACCAGGACAUUCUCUGCCUUCUUCAUCGCGCCUGCUGUCCAGACAGUUACCUUUCUGCUUGCUAUCCUGCUGCUGCUCCUGGAGAGGAAGAAAGGUCUCAUCACUUCCGGGGUGAUGUUCAACUUCUGGCUGCUACUCACCCUGGUUGACUUCAUCCCCUUCUACUCCAUCAUCAUGCAGGAGCAAUACGAGCAAAACAUCCGCAAAGAUGUAUUCUUCUACAUAUACUAUGGGCUAGUAUUGUCAGAGCUGAUCCUGAGCUGUUGUGCAGAGACGUCUUCAGAAUUGACUACCCAGAACAAGAAACCGUGUCCUGAACUGAGCGCUUCCUUUCUCUCAAGGAUCACCUUUUGGUGGAUGAACAGAGCUCACACCAGGGACAGAGACAAGAAAGUGUUACGUUCUAAAACACUUAACGAUUCAGUCAUUCUGGAUGCUGUUCAUGAAAAGACUCCUUUGCUUACGAAAGAUAAACCGAUGAAGAUGAAGGAGCCGGAUUUGACAUCCAAUAGUAACAAAGUGUCCCUAACAAGGAUACUGUGGAGGACUUUCUGGUUCGACGUGUUACAGUUUCAGCUAUGGAGACUUGUGAGCGAUCUGAUUAAGUUUGUGAGUCCUUUGAUACUUGGCCUACUCAUCACCUUCACGACAGACAAGACAAUACCCACGUGGAAGGGCUAUGUGUUGUGUGCCAUCCUCUCGUUCACCACAUUAACUAAGACAGUCUUUUCUCAAGCCAGCUGGUACCAGGGGAGAAAAGUGGCACUACGGAUUUCUGCUGUCACCAUAUCUGCAAUCUAUAGAAAGUCCUUGAAGAUGAGCAACAAGGCCAAGAAAGAGUCUACAAUAGGUGAAAUUGUGAACCUGAUGUCUGUGGACGUAGAGCAUUUGCGAACGUUCAUAUUCUAUAUCUGGGAAUCAUGGUCACAGCCUCUGAAAGUUGUCAUUUCCCUGUAUCUCCUGUACCAGUUUCUUGGAGCCUCUAUGUUUGCUGGGAUGGCGGUUUUGUUUGUGUUGUUGCCCGUCAACGGUAUUACUACUUUACUGUGGAAGAAGUUUCAGGCUGAACUGAUGGAACAAAAGGACAAGAGGAUGAAGAUCACGAAUGAAGUACUCAGUGGAAUAAAGAUUCUAAAACUAUACGCCUGGGAACCGUCUUUCCAACAGAGGAUCCUUGAAGUCCGGAAACAGGAGCUGCACAUUCUGUGGAAGAUCUCCCUAAUGCAGGUUUUCACCACCUUCUCCUGGGCGCUGACUCCCUACCUCGUGUCGUUGGCUACGUUCACGACAUAUAUCGUCACAUCUGAAGAUCACUAUCUGGGACCCGAUGUCGUCUUUACCGCCAUGUCACUCUUGAGCAUCCUGAGACAAGCGGUCGCUUUUGUGUCAAUGAAGAGGAUAACAAAGUUCCUCAAUACUGACGAUUUGGACGAGACACAGAUACAUUUUAACUCCACACAGGGUAGCUGCCAUAAUACAACAAAACGAACUUUUCUUUUCAGUAUCAACUUGACAAUCGACGAAGGUCAACUUGCAGCAGUCGUAGGUCAAGUUGGAUCAGGAAAAUCUUCUCUUUUAUCUGCAAUAUUAGGCGAGAUGAACAAGGUCAACGGCUAUGUCAGUCUAAAGAGUCACAUUGCCUACGUGCCACAAGUUGCGUGGAUCCAGAACGACACCCUGCAGAACAACAUUCUGUUCGGGAAGCCCAUGGACAGACAUUGGUACAACAAAGUAGUGGAUUGUUGCGCUCUGACUCCGGAUCUGGAGAUGUUACCAGCCGGCGACAUGACAGAGAUUGGGGAGAGAGGUAUCAACUUGAGUGGAGGACAGAAGCAGAGAGUGUCUCUAGCUAGAGCUGUCUACAACGAUGCGGACAUCUAUCUGCUGGAUGAUCCACUCAGCGCUGUUGACAGUCAUGUAGGGAAACAUAUCUUUGACAAGGUCAUCAGUAGACAAGGAUUGCUUGCUGGCAAGACUCGUGUCUUGGUCACUCACGGCAUCCACUGGCUCCCAGAGGUGGACUCCAUCCUUGUGAUGACCCGUGGUCAGAUAUCAGAGACAGGGACGUAUGAGGAGCUUCUGCACCAUAACGGACCCUUUUCUGAAUUCCUGCAGAAGUAUCUUCUUGAGAGCAUUGAUUCCGGUAUCACCGAUCCCGAAUGUAAGUUGGACAUUCCACAGUGUUGCAGGAAGUCCCUUGUGGAAAGUACAGAGGUGAAACAAAUCAAAGUGCUGAAAGAGAAUGAACCUGUGAGAGAUAGCAGUAGACUUAUAGGGGAAGAGCAGGUGAAGACUGGCAAGGUUAAACUGAAUGUGUUUCUGGCAUACGGCAGAGCUAUCGGCCUUUGGACUAUAUUAUUCUCACUCGUCAUGUUCGCGUUAUUUCAAGCAAUGUCAGUGACGUCAAAUACGUGGCUCAGUAAAUGGACUGACGACAGCUCCCUCAACAACCUCACCAUUCUCCCGUCCAACAGCUCAGAGCGAAUUGAGAAGAACAAUUACUAUCUAGGCAUCUAUGGUGUCUUAGGAGUAGCUCAGACUGUUUUCAUCAUGACAUUUUCCUGUGUGUGGAACCUUAGGACCGUAAAAGCUGCUGGCAUUCUCCAUACCAACAUGCUGAGGAAUGUUCUGAGGGCACCGAUGUCCUUCUUUGACACCACACCUACGGGCAGGAUUGUCAAUCGAUUCUCCCAGGAUAUACAUACCAUCGACACCAGGAUUCCGAGUCUGGUGGAGCACACUGGCAACACCAUGUUCCGUGUACUCAGCAUCAUCAUCGUCAUCUCCUACACCACGCCCAUAUUCCUCGUGGUUAUCAUCCCCUUGGUUAUUCUGUACUCCUUUAUUCAGCGCUUCUACGUCACCACCUCAAGACAACUCAAAAGAUUAGAGACCAAAGCUCGCUCCCCAAUAUACAGCCAUUUCGGUGAUACAUUAUCAGGAGCCAGUGUUAUCAGAUCAUUCCAAGCCCAGUCGAGGUUCAUCAAGGAAUCAGAAGACCGGGUUGACAGAAACCAGAGGUUCUCAUUUUACGCACUGUGUGCUCUCAGAUGGCAAGGUGUACGUCUGGAGGUCAUCGGAAACAUCAUCGUUCUGGCCGCCUCCCUUUUUGCCGUCAUGUCACGUGACACCCUGUCAGGAGGACUUGUAGGCUUGUCAAUCUCCUAUGCUUUGGAGAUAACCGCUAACUUGAACUGGUUGGUGCACCUUGUUUCUGAAGUAGAGACACAGCUUGUUUCCGUCGAGAGAGUCAAAGAAUACACAGAUAUAGAUUCAGAGCCACCAUGGAAUAUACCCGAGAGACGUCCAUGUCAUGACUGGCCAGACGAAGGUGUGGUAAAAUUCACAGAUUACUCAACGCGGUAUAGAGACGGCCUUGACCUUGUACUCGACGGAAUCACCUGCACUGUGCAUUCCAGGGAAAAGGUGGGCAUCGUGGGCAGGACGGGAGCUGGUAAGUCCUCUCUGACUCUGUCCCUGUUCCGGCUGAUAGAAGCUGCAGGAGGUGACAUCAACAUAGAUGGUGUUGACAUCAGUACACUCGGGCUGCAUGACCUCAGGAACAAACUCACCAUUCUACCUCAGGAUCCAUCAUUGUUUGCCGGAAGUCUGCGAGGUAAUAUUGAUCCCUUCAACCAGUAUUCAGACAGUCAGAUCUGGCGGGCACUGGAACAGGCUCAUCUGAAGGCGUUUGUGGAGGUACUUCCUGAUGGACUGGAACACGAGUGUAGCGAAGAAGGCGAAAAUAUGAGCGUUGGACAGCGGCAGCUCUUGUGUCUGGCCAGAGCUCUCCUGAAGAAGACCAGGAUCCUAGUACUAGACGAGGCCACUGCAGCCGUUGACAUGGAAACAGAUGACCUGAUUCAGCAGACAAUUAGGUCAGAGUUCAAUGACUGCACAGUGCUAACUAUCGCCCACAGGCUCAACACAGUGAUGGAUUACGACAGGAUCCUUGUCCUCGACAACGGCUGUGUGUGUGAGUUUGACACGCCCUCCUCCCUGCUGCAACGUCCUGACAGCGUCUUCUACAACAUGGCCAAAGCUGCAGGAUUGGCAGGAUGA